AUAUAUAUAUUUAUUACGUUAAAAAUUAAAUUGUCAAAAUACAAUAAAAUAUAUCUUAAUUAAUAUUCACAUCUAUAUUAAUUCUUUAUAUCACAUUUCUUUAAUUCGAUUUAUUGUACGUGUUUUAUAAAAUAAUUAUAAAUAACAUAUUUUAUAAGAAUUAAAAUAUGAAUUUAAAAAAUGAAUUCUGAUGAAAACAUUAAAAUGGAUAGAAUGAAAACUAUUUUUCGAGAAAAAAAUAUAAAUAAUAUGAAUAAUAUUGUUAAUUUGGAAAAUGAUGAAAAAAAGCCGAAGAAAAAAAUAAUUAUAGAAGUAGAUGAAGAUGAUCCAUGUCUUAAAGAUAGAGAUUUAAUAGAAGAAAAAGAAGAAGUUACAGAUGUUACUUUCGGUGAAGAUCCAAGAUUUCAACAACAGAAUCAAACGAAACGUUGUUUUAUAAUGUACGCUGAUUUCGAUCGUUGUGAAAAAAUUUUAGGAAAAGGAACAACUACAUGCGCAUGGUUCAAACAAGUUUUUCAAUCUAUUUGUCCAAACGAUUGGAUUCAUCGAUGGGAUGAACUUAAAGCUCGGGGCUUAAAAUUGUAACAGAAAUAUAAUUAAAAAAAAUUUUAACAAAGUUAAAAAAAAUUUUUCGUAAAUAAAUAUAUAACUUAAGUAGAAAAUAGUAAUUUUUUUGUUAUACUUAUAACAAAACUUAAUUUU
Apis florea (little honeybee) is the source of this 702-nucleotide messenger RNA. RefSeq lists its product as uncharacterized. Gene Ontology annotation, cellular component: mitochondrion; respiratory chain complex IV. The record is from RefSeq and is a predicted model, not a curated record. NCBI's taxonomy places the organism in Eukaryota, Metazoa, Arthropoda, Insecta, Hymenoptera, Apidae.